Molecule: messenger RNA, 8082 nt
Organism: Caenorhabditis auriculariae
Lineage: Eukaryota; Metazoa; Nematoda; Chromadorea; Rhabditida; Rhabditidae
Source: the annotation of a GenBank genome assembly
AUGUCCGACUGGGAGUCAUCGGGCUCACCGCCGCAGAACUUCCGAAAUGUGUUCAAAAGGCCGACGCCGAAAAAAGAAGCCGUUGAGACAACUUCCGAGGAGAACUGCCCGCGAAAAGUAAUCAGAAAAAGUUGAAUUUAUAAGAAAGUCGGAAUUUUCGGGGUUACGGUAGCCGAGGGAUAUGCAGAGUUUAGAGGGCGUGUAGUACAUGGAAUUAUUGAUUGGAAGGGAGAUGGGCGGUUUUGAAAUUUUUCUUUUUUUUCUUCGCUUUUAUUUCGAUAUUUUGGAAGUUUUGAUAUGUUAAGUAGUUUAUAAAUGUUAAAGAUUAAAUUGAUAAUAAUGCGGGGUUUUUUUUUCCAAAAUUAAAUUUUUUUUUUCCAUUUUUUGUGAUUAUAAUUGUACCUUUUUCAGGGCGAAAGAUGUGUCGGGUGUGGUAGCGAUUCGGCUAUCCGAGUACAUUAUGGAGCUAGCUCCUGUCAUGGCUGCAAGGCCUUUUUUAGGUUAUUUUUGAUUUAUAUCAUUUUAAAUGAGUAUAUUUGCUUUCAUUGUUUUUUUUUUUCGUGCUUUCUUGGUUAUAUAGUGGAGCAAGUGUCUUCUUUGACUCAAAUCACCCUGAAAAAAAUCUCAUUUUUUGAGAGUUUUUUUAAAACUUUUUGAUGAGCCUUUAAAACAUUCUAGCGAGAAUUUUUUUCGAACAAAUUCAAAAUGAUUUGGGGAAUAUUUGAAGGAGAGCUUCAAUUAUUUCAAAGUGUACUUCAUGAAGUUUCUUGCGUGAUUAUUUUUUUUGAAUUUUUUUGGGAAAAAUGGUUCUUUUUUUAAAUUUUAAUAUGAUAGAAAGAGUAGAGUUUUAAUUAGUUUAAUUAUCACACAAUUUUGUGAAUAUCGUCUAUUUUUUUCUAAUUUUUCAAAAAAAGCAAGAGUUUUGGCUAAGAAUUUUUAAUUGCUUCAAUUUUUAUCUUCUUUUUCUCCGAAAUAUUAUUUUUUUCCCUUUACUUUUUCAAGAGUUCCACCUGUUUUAGAGUCCGACAGGAUCAAGUCCCAAAAAUCAGAAGAAAAAAUUCUGGGGGUUUUAGACUCUAAAGUGCUUCAUUUUUCGAGUUUGAGAAGAAAAACACGGAUAUGGUUACGAUUUUUAAAAUUUUUCUGAAUUUCAGGCGUUUUUUCCCUAAAGAUUGAUUUUUAAAAGUUUCACCUGUCCAAGAGUCCGACAGGACCAAGUCCAAAAAAUCAGUAGAAAAAAAUUCCGCCGGUUUUAGACUCGAAAAGUGUUUCAUUGGACUUUGUGGUCAUUCUUUCCUACAUUCACACACUGUUUUGCUCACACAAAUACACACAAGUGCGGCUCCGCGAGCUUUCAUUCUUCCCCCCUCAAUGAAUGGGUUGACAGUCAACCUAAAGUUCGCGCAAACUUCAGGAAUUUUUUUCUCAAAAAAAUCAUGGGGAUCAUUCCUUGGAAAGUUCAGUGAGAUCGAAACUCGGUUGGACUUUUUGAGGGAUUUUUCGGGGACCUAAAAAUGAGAUAAGAAGUUUAGGCCUAUAUGAUUCUGAUAUGCUUUUUCAUAUGAGUUAUGAGUUUUGGGAAAGAAAAAAUGACAGAAUUUUUCCAAAUCUACAGUAAAAUUUAAGCCGGUUUCAUUAAUAUUGACAAAAAAAAUUCCUGAUUUAAAUUAAAGCCUGUGAAAUCCAAGGUUUGACAGUUCAUGAUUUCAUGCUUUGUAAGAUAAUCUCAAAAAAACUCAAAAUUGAAAAUGAAAAAGGUUUUUGGUCCUAGUUAUCUAAAAAAAUGUUCAACUAUUGGAAUUUUUUUGGGGGCUUUAGGCUCCCUUCUCUGAAAAGUUCCUGGAAAGCUAGGAUUUUUUUCCUCAGCUUAAAAAUUAAAAGCUUUAAGUUCAUUAUUGAAACUCGAACCGUAAUUUCUUAGAAGUCUAUAUAAUUAUAUAUUCAUUUAUCCGUCUUUCUAGAAGUUUAUAGGUUGAUCUAAUAGGUUUUUGAUGUCUUCGGCGAUCAAAGUUUCCGAGAGUCGCACCGUUUUUUUCUAAAAAGAGAUGAGAAUCCGACGAAACCGAAGUGUGUUGCUAUUUGUUCUUUUUGGUGGUAGUUUGAACCCGAUGGUUUGCGAUGUCUUUUGGAGAGCAAGAAACUUGAAUUUUGUCUUUUUUAAAGUUUAAAGAAAGUUAGAUUUUAGUUAUUUUCUGUAAAAUAAUUUAAAGAGUUUGUUCAACUUCUCUAAAAAUUUGAGGAAGCUGGAAAUCAGGCUUAAAACUGUCCCAAUAAGUAAAAAUAGGGAGCAUAAAAAAAAGAGAGUUUAUAACAAAUCUGACAGCACAGAAGCUGAAAAAAGAGCUACUCUUCAGCUUUAGCAAAAAAGAUAAGCAGCCGAAAGAUGGGCUAAAUGUGCGCUCCACGGACAAACCUAUCAGCUUUUCAAAUCCCAGCACGAAAAGACUUAUACAAUACGACAAGCUCUAAUACAAAGAUAAUCUGUUCUUUUGAUCUCAAACCUCGAGAAAAUGUCCGAAAAGUCGACUAUUAACAGAGAAGCCACUCGAAAAGGGCAAAGAACCCUGAGUUUGCUCUUUUUGUCGAGCCUAGACACGCGUAAACACCCAGGUCGCAAAUUUCGCCUGAAUCUGGUGCCAGACCAACUCGUACGACGUUUGCAUAAUUGUUUGGAGCGCACAAAGCAAAGUCUGUCCGUAUUUGUGGGCUCCAGUGGGAGAUCACAGAAACAGACUACACUUGACUAAUUUCUAGCUCAGUUGAUCAUUGUUUUUUGGGAAAAGUCUGCUUGAAAGCACCUUGAUUUUAUAAAAAGCACGAUUCGUUAGCACUUGGAUAUGAAGUUUUCUCAAAAAAUGAUCUGGGGGGGGUUCUAGAUGAGUAGUACAACUGGCUGUCUAUAACUUUGCUCAAAAACUUUUUGAUGGGCUAGAAAUCAAACUCAACACGAAUCUGUCUGCGCGAAUAGUCCGGAAGAGUUUUUAGCGAAAUUUGACAGAUUUCUUCCAAAAAAUCUAUAUGAAUUAGUCGAAACAACUUUUUGUGCUAUUGAAAAAGGUCGAAAUUAAUUUCAAUUGAAUGGAUAAAAAUUCCAUAGUUUGAUUCAUUUGAUUAUACACGCAAAAUCUCAAUUGAAAUGCUCAAAUUAAACCUCUAGUUCACAAGUUCAUUCAGUCUUCCGAGAAAAUCCUCUGCUGAUUCUCGGAAUAAAUGAAAAAUUAAUCCUCAUUUCACCAAAUAAGGUUCGAACAUUGUCCCUUUUUGGAUAGUAACGUUAGAAGUUUGAGCUCAACCUAGCCUCAUUUCAAUCUAAAUGAGUGUUUUUGAUUUCCUUCGAAUCACCAAUUUCCUUUUCAAAGUCGAGAUUUUCAGACGGUCCGUCUUCGAAGGACGCGUCUACAUGUGCAGUGCCGACAACAAUUGCGACAUUACCAAUGGUAAAACAACAAAAUUUGCUACUCCUUCAUGAAACGCCGCAUUGAAGAAUCCCGAAACCGUUGCCGCGCCUGCCGGCUCCAAAACUGCCUGGACGGCGGUAUGAAUCCCAAGCACGUCCGCGAGGAACGCAGCAAAAUCGAGCGGAUGCCCGCGGGACAGUCCUCGUCGCAGACGCCGACGACGUCGGCCGCCGUCUCGGCCGUCCCCCUUACGCCUCCUUCCUCCUCCCAGCCGAUGGCUUCCAAUUCCGACUGCGCCGUUUCCGAACAAGAAGCCGUCGAGAAGAAAAUUCGUGAGUGCCGAGGAAUGUCCGCAAGAUUGUUAUCUUCAAAGAAACCAGCCAGUUCUCCUGAAUCCAGUUCGCCUGUACCCAAUUUGAGGGGUAAAAAAAGAUUCAGCAUGACCUAGGGAAGCUAGAGGGAUCACUUGAGGGAUUAGAACUCAGUUUUCUUUCAGUGAUAGGAAUGCUUUUAUUUCUCUACAGAGGAAGCCUGAAAUUUAAGAUUUUAUCAGAUUUCUACUCGAUUUGCAGCUCCCAAAACAAAUUUUUUGAAAUUUUCAAUAGCUUCUUUUCCACGAUUUUUCAAUUUUUACGUUGCAAUGAAAAAAUACCAAAAAAAAACCAGAUUUAACAAAUUUUUUCUAUGAAGCGCAAUUGUCGCAACUCCCAAAAAAGCCUGAAUAAUUCGGAAAUUUUUUGUCUCCUUUUGGCGAUUUUUAACGCCAAACCAACAAUGAAAAUGUGCAAAAAAAGAAAUUCAACAAAUAUUUGACGAUUUUUGCAGCUCCCAAAAAUUUGCAGCCCUCAAAAAAAAGGUGCAGCUCCCAAAAAAUUUUGCAGCCCUCAAAAAAAGGAGCUUUCAAAAAAUUUGCAGCCUUCAAAAAACGAAUUGGAGCCCUCAAAAAAAUUUGCAGCCUUCAAAAAAGGAGCUUUCAAAAAUUUGCAGCUUUCAAAAAAAUUUGCCGCCUUCAAAAAAAGAAUUGGAGCUUCCAGAAAAUUUUGCGGCCCUCAAAAAAAUGAAGCUUUCAGAAAAAAAUUUUUUUAAUUUUUUUCUAAAAAGUAAUUUUUUUCGUAUUUCGAAUAGAGUCUGUUAUAAAAAGAUUCAAAAAGUAUUUCUCCAACUUUUUCAGCCGAAGAACACCAACUAACCCUGUUCGUCGUGGCUUUGGAGAAACAAACGGAGCAACUGACGGAUGAAGACGUCCAGGACAAUGAUAUAAUGGGCGCCUGGAGUCGCGAUAUUUCCCUAUCUUUCGGCCUGCAUCACCCUCAGAUGGUCAUCAAGAGGAUGCCGGUAGAGAAUCCAGAAGGAAAAAUAAUAAGAAAAAGGACUUUUAAAGAUCAACUACGAAUGUGAACGAAUUAUGGAGGCCACCGACCUCUACCUGAGUUGGUACCGAUCCUUCGUUCUACAUGCCGAUUGGGCCAUGGGAAUCCCCGAUUUCAGAAUCUUGCCACUGGCUGAUCAGGUAAAUCAAAUGCGCACCAAUGAACUGUUUGACAGCUUUUUUCUGAGCAAGAAUGGGUUAUUUCGAGUGGAAGCGAUUUCAUGAAGUGAAAGUGUGCUCUAUGGACAAUUAACGAAUUUGGAGAAAUUUAUUGCGUAAUCUUGAGUGCGAUUCAAAAAAGGAACGAGAAAGCUAUUUUAUGAAGUGAAAGUGUGCUCUAUGGACAAUUAACAAAAUUGGAGUAGUUUAUUGCGUAAUCUUGAAAACGAUUCAAAAAAAAAAGGAACGAGAAAGCUAUUUUGUGAAGGGAAAGUGCGCUCUAUCGAUAAUCAACGAAUUUGGAGGAAUUUAUUGUUUUCAAGCUUUUUUUUCGUAUCUUAAGGGAUCUCUGAGGAAGAUCUAACUACGAGAUUUUCGCUUUACUCAGAAAGUCUAGAGUGAUCACUAUAGGGGCCACCGAGAACCCUAGUCCUUGUAGGCUCCCCUCUAGGGACUGCUUUUCUUUCCCCUACGAGAUCUAAGGACGAGAUUUUUGCUUUUCUUGAGAACUCCAGAGUGGUCCCUAUAGGUUGGUCCUUAAAGGGGUUUUUAGUGGCCCUCUAUAGGAGACAUUCUAGUCGCUCAUCGUCAUGAAAUCUACGAGAAGAAUAUUUCCAUUCUAAAAUUUGAUGAAUUGGCGUAAUUUUAAUGAAACAUAUCCACAGAUGAUGAGUUUAGCCCUAUAGGGGCACUAAUCAGUCCCCUAACCCCUAUAGGGACCACUCCGGAGUUCCAUUUCAUUUUCCAUAAAAUUGCGACUUACCUCUCAAAAUCCGAUCCACGAAAAUCCAUCUUCUUUUUUCUUCCAGACGACGUUGUUCAAGCAGAACUUCAUGGCGUUCGGCUGGAUCACCUACGCCUACAAGUGCUACGAGUUGAAAAAUCACCGAAAAGGAAUCACUCUUGGCAAUGGCGCGUACAUUCCCUACAACGAGGAGCAGCAGAAAAAGCUGCCCGCCAGGUGGAUAUUCUGAUUAAAUUGCAAAGAGAAAAUUAAUCCACAAUUUUUGGAUAAUCCGAAAAAACCAAAUGUAGGUUUUCCAGAUGGUCGAGCACGUACGGAAUCGUCUGCAAGAAGCUGAUCGAUCUGAUCGUGCGGGUGAUGAUCGAGAUCGAGCUCACCGAGGAGGAGUACUGCCUCAUCAAGACCAUCUCCCUGUUUCAGCAAGGUGAAUCGAGGGGGCUAGCAAGAAAAAAAACGAGUUUGCUGGGGAAUCUGGAACUGUAGAAGCUCCAGAAUGUUCGAAAUUUUGGUGCUGAUUUUUUCUUAAGCCUGUAGGAGCUUUUUCUGAACUUAGAGCUCAAAAAUGAUAGUUCUUUGGAGAUUCUUAAACGAGUUAGAAAAGAAAUUUGAGGAUUUCAGAAAAAAGAGUUUUACGAAACAUUAGAUUGACCUGGAACUGUAGAAACUCCAGCAAAUUCGAAUUUUUAUUUUUUUACCAAAUAGAGAGUCUGGAGCCUGUAGGAGGUUCUGGUUUUCUGAACUUAUAGUCCAAAAAUGGCAGUUCUUCAGAGAUUCUUCUGACUAUUCAAAAAGAAAAAAUUGAAGCUUUUAGAAAAGUUUGGUAUCAAGAAAAUCAGAGCUGUUCUCAGGGGCGGCCCCGGUCGACCGAGGGCGCCCCGAUUUGCGGCGUGUUCGAGGGCGGCCGCGGUCGGCCUUUGAUAAGGGUCAACUCGGCCGACCCGUAGAUACAAAUUUUUUUGACUCUCGGUUUUUUUGCGAAUUAUAAGAAAGCGAAAGAAGCGCAAGUUUUACUGAAAUGAAAGUGAAACAAAAAAAAAAUUUUUUUUCGAGCACAUAAAGAAGAAAAACCGAUGAAAUGAAAUAUUAAUCCAAAAAUUCAAUAGUUUUCUAAGUGGCCAGAACAAUAUACAGAACUAGAGAAAAACGAAAUAAUAAAUAAGAAAUAAUUUGAAAUUUUCACAUCAUCAGGAAUUUCAUUUUUCGCAAAAAAAUUCAUUCAAACCACUAUUUGAAAUAUUAAUUUUUUUAUUUACAACGAGAAAAAAACGAAAAAGAUUCGAAAAAAGUGAAAUCAAAAAAAGCCCGAUUUCUAUCAAAAAACAAUAAAAUUAAACUCUUCAUGGAUCAUAAAUAACUUAAACAUUCAUUUUUCAAUAUGAAAAAAACCGAAAUAAAAAAACAAAAAAAUACGGAAAAAUCCUCGCGCUCGCUUCGGGGGCCUGAAUGAAAACCGCUUCGCGGGCCAGGGGCGCGUCGCGGUCAGGGUCGGGGCGGCCUCGGCCAGGGUCGCCCCGACUUGAGAACAGCUCUGAAUGGUACGUUUAAGAGAUUUUGAAGCAUUUCGAACUUUUGAAAAAUACUUGAAAGGUUGAAAAUAUUCAGGAGUGAAUCUCUUGAAAAAGGUCUAGAAGAAGAAGGAGCACUUGGAAAAAAAGUCGAAAAUUCUCAGAAACGAUAAGCUUAUUUCUGAAGAUUUAUGACGCAUUUUAUUUCCAGAAGAGGUGAGAAAGAAAUAUCUGAGUUUUCGAGGUCUUCAGAAGCUUUGAAAAAUCUUGAAGGUAUUCGAGAGGUUAUCGAAAGUUCUAGAAAGUGCUAAAUUUACAGAAGAAUCCCAGAAAAUUUUCUCCACUGUAAAUGAGUGAAAUGUAAAGAAUUCUAUGGAAAAAUAUCUACCUUAAGAGCCUUUUACAUGAGCUCUCAGAACUAGGCUAGACUUGACAGUUUCGAAAAUCAAGAAAGAGAAUUUUCUGAAAUAUUCCAAACGUCUGAAACUUGAAUUGAAAGCUUCAGACUGCAUCCUCUCGGAAGAACGGCAUGAACAUUUGCGCGCGGAUGCGAGAACGACUUCUGGAAGCCCUGAGCACCCACAUCGAACGGCGGUUCCCCUCCUUGAACUGCUCGCAAAGGACGACCCGGGCCCUCAAGAUCAGCCUCAUGUUGCCCAGCUUCUCUGUGAGCUUUUCAGCCUUUUGUUGAUUGACAAAAAACGGCCUUCGCAGACUAAUAAAGAAACAUAUUGAUAUCGGCACUUUCCAGUACAUCGGCCAAGUCGAGUCAACGUUGAUCCAGCAGCUGACGGCGGCCGACCUGCACCAGCUCAGCGGCGUCCCGAUGGAAAUCUGCGCCGCCCAACAAACUCUAUGACUCAUUCCCCAACUGAUUUGAUUAUUUUAUCAUUUGCCAAGCUUUAA